AACUAUUGAUAACGUUGGCAACAUUGUUUAUUAUUGUUUACAUUCCUGCAAGUACUUGUUUUUGAAUUCGGCUACUGAUAUUCAACGGAAUUGUUCGAAUUUAGAACAUUUUCAGCGGAAUAUCUGCUCAAAAUAGUGAUUAUGUUCGGUUCAGUUCGUCUAAAAUCAUAUAUUUUAUAUUAUUUCACCAUCGAGUUCAUCACAACGUAGUAUUCAUGAGUUACAACGAAAAACUUAUUGUGUUCGAUUUAGAUUAUACGUUAUGGCCGUUACACGUAGACGAAUGUGCUACCCCUUUUUCCACAAACCAACAAAAUCGAGCUGUAAUGGACAACUUUGGCCGUGUUUGUUAUCUGUAUUCGGAUACACUUAAAAUACUGAGUUUUCUCAAGAAGAAGAAUUACACCAUAGCUAUCGCAUCCAGAGCAGAGAAUAUUUGCGGCUCUUAUCAACUUCUACAGUUGUUCGGAAUAGCAGACUAUUUUAGGUAUAAAGAAAUCUAUCCCGGUAGUAAAGUUCAGCAUUUCACAGUACUAAGGGCGAAAUCCAACGUCGAUUAUAAAGAUAUCAUAUUCUUCGAUAACGAUGGUAGAAACAUCAGAGAUGUGCAGAAACUCGGUGUCAAUUGUGUACUGUUAACUGAAGAGAUCUCGUUUAAAUUUAUAUUAUCGAUAUUAAACCCGAAGAAGAAGAAAUGAUUCGUGGUUCAGUUCCUAUUAUCGUGUAUGUUAAUUCGUAAAAUAAUCGUUCGUUUUGUUUUCAUUCUUUCAUAUUGUGUUUUUUUUUUCUACAUCGAGUAUUGAAAUACGCUAUUUUCUCAAUUUUGUAAUUGUGAUAUGUAUUUAAGUCGAAUUAUUUAAUAAAUUUUUCUAUCUGUG
Planococcus citri (citrus mealybug) is the source of this 878-nucleotide messenger RNA. RefSeq names its product magnesium-dependent phosphatase 1-like. The transcript has 4 exons. The coding region runs from base 216 to 698 and encodes 160 amino acids. The record is from RefSeq and is a predicted model, not a curated record. Gene Ontology annotation, molecular function: acid phosphatase activity. Lineage: Eukaryota; Metazoa; Arthropoda; Insecta; Hemiptera; Pseudococcidae.